Messenger RNA from Salvelinus namaycush (lake trout), 1443 nucleotides. Its product is annotated as interferon-inducible double-stranded RNA-dependent protein kinase activator A homolog. Bases 73 to 999 code for a protein of 308 amino acids. Lineage: Eukaryota; Metazoa; Chordata; Actinopteri; Salmoniformes; Salmonidae. The transcript has 8 exons. The record is from RefSeq and is a predicted model, not a curated record.
UACUUUGUUAGGGUUGCCGAUGAGAUUUUGAUCAAUAUACCCAACAGUUUUAUUAAGUAGAUAUUAUUAGCCAUGUCUCAAGACGGAUUUCAACCUACACUUAUAAGGACCACGCACAAUAACAACACGAGCUCGAGUAUUCAACAACCACAGGCACCGUGCCCUGGUAAAACACCCAUACAAGUUCUACAUGAAUAUGGAACAAAAAUUGGUAACCUUCCCGUGUACGUGAUGGAAAAGGCUGAAGGGGAGGCGCACCAACCCAGCUUUAUCUUCAACGUUACAAUAGGAGAUGUGUCCUGCACAGGUCAAGGAGCCAGUAAAAAAGCCGCCAAACAUCAGGCCGCUGAGUCUGCCCUGAACCUUCUGGAAAUAGAUCCUGGAACACACCUUCACAUAAAGAAGGAGAGUAAUGGCAACCCAGCAAAGCCUAACGACCAACCCAACUCAGUGGGGAAACUGCAGGAGCUGGCCCUGCAGCGGGGGUGGCGCCUCCCUGAAUACACUGUUUUCACAGAGGCAGGCCCACCUCACAAGAGAGAGUUCACUGUUACCUGCAGAAUGGAGUCACUCACAGAGACUGCAACGGGAAAUUCCAAGAAGGUGGCUAAAAAGGCAGGUGCUGAGAAGAUGUUGGCAAAACUUCUAAAUGUGUCUGGUUGUCCUGAAAUCACAUGGAUCCCAAAGCCCGGUGUCCGAUUGGAGAACUUGCGUAACUCCUCAGCAGAGAAGAUGUCUCUCCUGAGAAGGAACCCAGUCAGUAUUCCCAACACAGACUACAUCCAGAUGAUGCUGGAGCUGUCCCAAGAGCAGGGCUUCGAAGUCACAUACUUUGACAUUGAUGAGCUGACAGUGAACGGGCAGUACCAGUGCCUGGCAGAGCUGUCCACCUCACCCGUCACCGUAUGCCACGGCACGGGCAUCUCCUGCGGCAACGCACACAACGACGCCGCACACAACGCUCUCCAGUACAUCAAGAUCAUGGCUUCCAUCAAAUGAGCGAUCGUAGUAAACGGCACAGAUGUUUUUUUAAGGAAAAACAAUAUUUAAUCUCAACUGAAAGGUGUCGCUAUCCUCCAUCUACCACUGUUUUCACUCCUUACCCCAGUGUUCACUUUGUGUGGAAUUGGUGAAUAUUGAAGGCAGUAUCAAUAGAAAUCAUGCCAUUCAGACAAAUCUACCUAGUUGAUGUUUUUUUUACAGUGACAGGAAACACAGUUCAUCACCUGUGGUGUCUGUCGGCCAUUUUAAAAUUAGUUUAAGAAAAAGAUCAGCGGUUCACAGUGAAAGCUAAUCCUGUGGAGUUUAUGUACUAUGGAAAAACAAGGACAAGGGAAUAGAAUGGACAUUAGUCUUGAAAGGCCUUGCUGCCAUAAUGUUGACAUGUUGAGAACAGUCUCCACCCUAUCCCAUUGUUGACAUAAGUCUCCAUCCUAUCCCAUU